This is a messenger RNA of Tremella mesenterica DSM 1558, 1089 nucleotides long. RefSeq lists its product as uncharacterized. The coding region runs from base 1 to 1089 and encodes 362 amino acids. The record is from RefSeq and is a predicted model, not a curated record. The transcript has 4 exons. NCBI's taxonomy places the organism in Eukaryota, Fungi, Basidiomycota, Tremellomycetes, Tremellales, Tremellaceae.
AUGAAAAACCCCAAUCACAAAGACACUUCUGGCAAAACUCUUCCACGUAGCUCACAAUCUCACAAUGUCCAAAAUCGUCCUUCUUCCAAUCAAUCCGAACAUUCAACUAUCAUAGGUUCUAUCAACGAAAGUAUCCCUCAACCCGAAGAACCGGAUUAUCCUGUGGACUUGAUAAAAAUCCGUGAUAAAUACAAACACUCUCCUCCCCUCAACAAAGCUCUAGAAUUGGAUCUCUCUGGUAAUACUGAAUCUGAAAUAGGUCAGCAUUCUCUUCCUCCUCGAACUUCUUUCAUACGAGUGAUUGUUGAUUGUUUCUUAGCUCAACUGUGGACCAGAACCACGUAUUCAUCAGUGGUGGAAACUCUGUUGAAAGAAGCCAACAAUCGUUUUGAAGCUGAUCCUGAAGACCCCAGUUCUCAAAAAUGGUUCAAAAAUGCGCUCGAACGUCUAGCUCAAGGAUGGAGACUUCGCGCCAAGUCUAGUGCAGUUGUCAGAUUGGAAGGUCAAUUAUGUACUGAUUGUGAGAGAAGGAUGGAAUCUGGAGGUUCUUUCCGAGUCGGUUGUAUUGGACCUUUGAAUGGAGUUUGUGCUGAAUGUUCUGCUAAAGGUACUUCGAAAUGUUCAGUCAAGAAGAAUGGUCCUGAUGCAAGAUUUCACGAAGGAUUUCUCGAAGGGAAACAAGCAACUAUCUCUCAUAUCGCUUUUAUCUUAGAAAGUCAUUUAGUAUCACUUUCAGGUCGUCAUCAAUCUUUACCAUCAUAUGAGAUUGUCGGUUCAAUCGGACAGAUAUCUGCUAUGAUACAUCUAUUCAAUACACUCGAAUUACCUCUUCCAAAAGCUCAUCUUCCUUUAUAUACCUCACUCCAUCUUAUCCCUGAAUCUUACUCUCCUCCUGUCGGUAUAUCUUCUCUCCUCGAUGUUUCCCCCAUUAAUCACCUCCCUUCUACCCGUCGUGGCUCGUUGGCUACUCCUGGUCAUCAAGUCGCUGGUCCUUCUCGUGUUGCCGAAACACCAAUCCCUUCUCUCCCUUCGUAUAACUCUCGCUCCGUUAUUCCUAAGAAACGUUCCUGCGCCGAAACUCCUCAGUAG